UGCGUAAUUGAACGAAGCUUACAGAGCGAUCGAGGAAGAGAGGCAAGCGAGCAUGCCGAGGAAGGGGAUGAUGAGCCUCUUGCCUUCCUAUUCCUUCGGUCGACAUGGCCAUAGCCACCACCAUCGCGGUGGUCCGUCUCCGGUUGCGUCUCCUUGGUCUCUGCCGCUGGCUUCCUCGGACGCGUUGAUGGCGGAGUACAUGGCGGCGGAGGCUGUAGUGGCCAGGUGGCGCCCCGACGACAAGAUUGCUUCAUUGUUCGAUGGUGAUCGAGCGGAGGCGCGCGAGUUCCUCGCGGCCGUCCGCGUCGUCCACCGGACCAUGCUGCACUUUGCCUCCGUUGGGAGCUCGCCGGAGGUGAAGUCGGUGUUGGUGAGCGGACAAACUGUGCUGCAGUCCGCCAUGGGUCGCCUCGAGGAGGAGUUAUAUCGGAUCCUCGCCGCCAACCGCGACCUCCUAGAUCCCGAGUCCGUCUCUGCCCGCUCCUCCACCCAAUCCAUCGUCUCCGACGAGGCUGAGGAGGAGGAGGAGGAGGAGGAGGAGGAGGUCCGAGCCGCCGGAGAUUCCAUUCGAGAGGUCGAGCACGAGGCGGCCGAAGCCAUGGCGGACCUCCACGCCAUUGCCGAUACCAUGAUCUCCGUCGGGUACGGCAAGGAGUGCGUCCGGGUCUACAAGGAACUCCGGAAGUCCAUCGUCGACGAGGGCCUCUACCGCCUUGGGUUCGAGCCGCUCGCGCCUAAUUCUCACAUCCACAAACUCGAUUGGCCGCUGCUCGAGAUAAAAAUCCGAUCUUGGCUCGCCGCCUCGCACGUGGCCGUCACCACUCUGUUCGCCGGGGAGAGGAUACUCCUGGACCACGUUUUCUCCGGCUUCGAUACCAUAAGGGAAGCCGUGUUCGUAGACGUCGCCGGAGAGGCGGCCAGGGAGUUCCUCCGUUUUCCGGAUUUGGUCACGAAAUCCAAACGGUCGACGGAGAAGAUUUUCUUGAUCCUGGAGCUCUACGAAGCCGUCUCCAAGCUACUGCCCGAGAUCAACACGGUGUUCUCGUUCGUGUCCACGGCCGCCGUCCGGGACCAAGCACUAACCUCGCUCACCAAGCUCGCCGAGGUCGUCCGCGCCACGCUCGCCGAUUUCGAGGCGGCGGUCCAAAAAGAGCACUCCAAGGUGAUCACUCCCGGCGGAGGGAUUCCCCCGCUCACUCGUCGCGCGAUGAAUUACAUUGCCGAGCUCUCCGACCACGAUUUCACCCUCGCCGAGAUCUACGAAGAGUUGCCCUUUCAAACGCCUAGCCUCCACCCGGAUUUCUUUUUCGAUGCCUCGGACUCUUCGGCGGCAGUGGAGACAAGGACGUCGUCGUUCGGGUCCUCCUUCUCCUUCUCCUCCUCAUCGUCCGCCUCCUCCGACAGUAAUCGAUCCGGGAUCGCUGGACGGUUGGCGUGGCUGAUCCUGGUGCUCCUCUGCAAGCUCGAGGGCAAGGCCGCAGCGUACCGGGACGCCGGCCAAUCGUACCUCUUUUUGGCGAACAACCUCCAGUUCAUCGUGAACACCGUCCGCCACUGCCGGCUGAGGGGGCUAUUGGGCGAGGAGUGGCUGGCGCGGCACGCCGCGAAGGCGAGGCAGCACGCAGCGAGGUUCGAGAGGAUCGCGUGGGGGCAGGUGGCUGCGGAGGAACCAGCGGCGGAGGUCAGCGCCGAAGAGGCGCGGGAGCGGAUGCGGGCAUUCGUCGCAGCGGUGGAGGCUGCAUGCGCCGCGCAGGCUGGGUGGGUGGUGACGGACGCAGGGAUGAGAGAGGAGGUGAGGGAGGCAGUGCGCGUGAUGGUGCUUCCGGCGUAUCGGGGGUUCUACCAGCACUGGAGCGCGGCGCUAGAGGAGGGCGAGGCGGUGAGGUUCUCGCCGGAGGUCGUGCGGCAGCGGUUGGCUGAGCUCUUCUCUGGUUCGGACGAAACUGGUUCGGGGUCGAGUUAUCACCUCGGUUCGGAGUCCCGCUCAUCUCGGUCCAAACCAUCCGGCUGAGCAUCUGCUACUAAAUUCCUUUUAUCCCAUACUGUAAACCUGCCGGAAUAAUCCUAAAAUAAAUUAAGCCAUUAAAAUAUUUUUAAA
Messenger RNA from Zingiber officinale, 2098 nucleotides. Its product is annotated as exocyst complex component EXO70H1-like. Gene Ontology annotation, biological process: exocytosis. The transcript has a single exon. Gene Ontology annotation, cellular component: exocyst. Bases 53 to 2011 code for a protein of 652 amino acids. NCBI's taxonomy places the organism in Eukaryota, Viridiplantae, Streptophyta, Magnoliopsida, Zingiberales, Zingiberaceae. The record is from RefSeq and is a predicted model, not a curated record. Gene Ontology annotation, molecular function: phosphatidylinositol-4,5-bisphosphate binding.